This is a messenger RNA of Aspergillus niger, 1068 nucleotides long. RefSeq lists its product as uncharacterized. Lineage: Eukaryota; Fungi; Ascomycota; Eurotiomycetes; Eurotiales; Aspergillaceae. The record is from RefSeq and is a predicted model, not a curated record. Gene Ontology annotation, biological process: tricarboxylic acid cycle. Gene Ontology annotation, molecular function: succinate-CoA ligase (ADP-forming) activity; succinate-CoA ligase (GDP-forming) activity. Gene Ontology annotation, cellular component: succinate-CoA ligase complex (ADP-forming); mitochondrion. The transcript has 6 exons. The coding region runs from base 1 to 1068 and encodes 355 amino acids.
AUGUCCCGCCUAGCUUCAUUAUCUGCGUCAGCGCGAAGGCCUCUCGUCCGUACAUCAGUGAGACAAUCACAGGGGUUCUCGACCUCGUCCAAAACCUGGAGUUAUGCGGACACGCUACCGAAUUUAAAGAUAGGAGCUCACACGCGGGUCUUGUUCCAAGGAUUUACAGGCAGACAAGCCACUGCCAACGUCAAGGAGUCGUUAGAAUGGGGCACGAAAAUUGUUGGAGGCGUUAAGCCGGGCGUCGAGGGAGAGCAUCUCGGCCUUCCGGUAUUCCCAUCUGUAAAAGCGGCACAAGAGAGAGCGAAACCGGACGCAUCAGCGAUCUACGUGCCUGGUAACCAGACUGCAAAGGCGAUUGAAGAGGCGAUAGAAGCAGAAAUUCCGCUUGUUGUAGCAGUGGCGGAACAUGUUCCCAUCCAUGAUAUUCUUCGAAUCCACUCCAUGCUGAAGACCCAGUCAAAGACGAGAUUGGUCGGAGCCAACUGCCCGGGGAUCAUCUCUGCAAUUGGCAAAUGCCGAAUCGGAUUCCAGCCUCUGCCCUGCUUCGCACCCGGCAAUAUUGGCAUUGUUGCAAAGUCAGGGACACUGAGCUAUGAGACUGUCGCGUCCACAACGCGGGCAGGUCUGGGGCAAAGUCUCUGUAUUAGUAUGGGAGGUGAUGUUCUAGCGGGAACUAAUUUCGUCGAUGCACUGAAGAUCUUUGAAGACGACCCUGACACCGAUGGGAUUAUCCUGGUUGGUGAGAUUGGUGGCACGGCAGAGAUAGAUGCAGCGGAGUGGAUCAAGGACUACAAUCAGAGAACUGCUAAUCCCAAGCCGAUAAUGGGCCUCGUUGGAGGCUUGCAUGCUCCUCCUGGGCGGAUCAUGGGCCAUGCAGGUGCUUGGACAGCGAUUGGGGAGCCUGGCGCCAAGGCCAAGUAUGAAGCGCUCGAACGCGCCGGCGUAGUGAUGGUCAACCAUCCCGAGAAGUUUGGAGAGGGGAUGAAGUCUCUUCUGGGAACUAGGGGGCGUGUGGGCACUACUGUAGGUUUGAGACUCGCGAACCACGACAGCUUACUUACAUGA